AUAGGAAAAACUAUUAUCUCUUUCAUCAUUUUUUGCUGUUUUUAGAUUUUUUUUUAUCUUCUUCCUGGGUGAAUAUUCUUCUUCCGGGUCAUCCUUGUGCUUCCUACUCCAUUUGUUUGUAUUGAGAUCUGCAAAGAUGAGUGAUGAUGAGAUGGCGUGUUUUUUGGCAGCAGCCACUGUUGCGUCAUAUUUUCUAUAUAAAAAAAGAGAGAAGAGAAAGAAGAGGGCUCGCAGAUACUGUAUCCAGCCCGUAAUUGCUGAUCGAGAAGAGAGAGGCCAAUUUUGGGUCAUGUACAGUGACCUACGUGAUCACGAGGAUACAUUUUUGGACUACACUAGGAUGUCCAUAAAAAGCUUUGAUGAGUUAUUGGGUUUACUCAGUAGUCGGUUGCAGCGAAUGGACACAUAUUUUCGUAACCGUAUACCACCUGUGGAGCGACUAAUCAUCACACUGAGGUAUCUAUCAACCGGACAAUCGUUCGCAAGUCUACACUAUGCCUUUCGUGUUGGAAAAUCGACUGCAAGUUACAUCGUCCGUGACACCUGCUCUGCUAUUUGGGAAGUGUUGAAGGAUAUUGUAUUUAAGAAACCUACAGCAGAGGAAUGGUCACAGAUCUCCGAAGUUUUCUGGCAACGCUGCAACUUCCCCAAUUGCGUUGGAGCGAUCGAUGGGAAACAUAUUCGGAUCGUAAAGCCCAUGGGUAGCGGAAGCCAGUAUUUGAAUUACAAAAAAUAUUUUUCUUUUGUUUUAAUGGCUGUGGCUGAUGCUAAUUAUUGCUUCCGUUACAUUGAUAUUGGGUCAUAUGGCAGCAGCGCUGACUCUACUAUAUUUGGUAAUUCAUCUUUUGAACACAUGCUGCGUACCAAUAGUCUGGACCUUCCAGAAAACAGUCCACUCCCGGGCACAAAUGGCCCUCCCCUACCCAGUGUUUUUGUGGGGGAUGAGGCCUUUUCUCUGAGUGAGCAUCUUCUACAGCCUUAUUCAGGGCACAAUCUAACUGAACAGGAGAGUGUGUUCAAUUAUCGGCUAACAAGAGCACGUGGAGUUGUCAAAUGUGCUUUUGGCAUUUUGGCAAACAAAUGGCGGGUCCUACACACUCCCAUUGUUCUAAAUAUGCAAAAUGCAGUCUGUGCUGUUAAAGCUGCAUGUGCCUUGCAUAACUUCGUAAGGCAGCGGGAUGGAUUCGACUUUGAGGACCAAGUGCAUGAGAACAUUGAAAGAGCUCAUUGGACUGGUGUACGUGAAAGCAGACAAGGUACACAUGUCCGGGAUCAAUUUGCGUCAUACUUUAUGUCUCCAGCAGGACAGGUCCCAUGGCAGCUUGAUGCAAUUGAAUAAUUUCACCUUUUCAGUUUUUUCUUAACAACCAUAUACUAUGCUGUACUGAAGAAUUUAUAAAAAUGAUUGAUGUAUUGA
Messenger RNA from Rana temporaria (common frog), 1417 nucleotides. RefSeq names its product protein ALP1-like. The record is from RefSeq and is a predicted model, not a curated record. The transcript is spliced from 3 exons. Bases 137 to 1339 code for a protein of 400 amino acids. Lineage: Eukaryota; Metazoa; Chordata; Amphibia; Anura; Ranidae.